CUAGCUAUAAAAAUGCUCUCUGUUCCUGAAGAUCGAGAAAUUGAACUCUCUGAACGCAGCCCCGAAACUUGCACAGGUAUGCAGAAAGCAUUGCUGAACUCUGGAUGCCAUCGCCAGGGAACUCUGAAACUGGACCUGCCUCAAGGUGAUGCUGUGAAAGGGGUUUUUCAGUUAGGAAAACCCAGGCAAACUUAGACCAAAGAGGAUAGGCAUUGUGGAAUCUCUCGCCUGCCAGGGCAGCUGCUUCUGUUGUUUUUCCAGAACAAGGCUGGGUUGACAUCUGUGGAUUUUUGUAGGUAAUCAAUGAAUUUCCAGAUGGACGAUUAGUUCAUGAGACACACAACCUAGCUUUAUCACCUGAAAGUGCUUCCUUGAGAGUGAAGAUUGUGGAAACAGGCUAAAGUUUUGUGGGAACUGACCUGCUGAGGAUCACUUUUCUCCAAGACCCUAAAAUGGUGAACAGCUACAAUAAACUGGAGGCAAUGCUAACUCUUGUCAUGCUGCUCUGGAUAACUCUGGUCCGAGGUUCCUGCGGCAGCUGUCCAGCAGGUACUUUCUGGAAUGGUACAGACUGCGGAAAAAACAAAAAUCAGGCUUGCAUCCCGUGCCCCCCAAAUAGUUUCUCUAGUACAGCUGGUGAACAGAGGACAUGUGACAUAUGCAAGAGAUGUGAAGGUAUUUUCAGAACUAAGAGAGAAUGUACUCCAACAAGUGAUACGGAGUGUGAUUGUAUGUCCGGGUAUCAUUGUGCUGGAGCAGGAUGUUCUAGAUGUCAACCAGAUUGCAAGCAAGGGCAAGAAUUUAUAGGAAAAGGUUGUAGGGACUGUAGCUUUGGUACCUUUAAUGAUCUGACACAGGGGAACUGCAGACACUGGACAAACUGCUCUCUGAAUGGAUUAGUUGUGCUUGUAAAUGGAACUAAUAAAAGAGAUGUGGUAUGUGGACCCGCCAAAACAGAUGUCACUCUGGGUGCAAUCUCUGUAACAGUUCCUGCUUCUCUCAUGCGUACUGAUAAGGACCGUCAACUAGCUAUCUUUACUCUGGCUCUGACUAUGGCUACAGGAUUCUUUGUGCUCCUCCUCUUGUCAUGGUUCUGUUGUGGCAUCAGAAACAAGAAGAAACUGCCCUACCUGCUCAAGCAAACUUUUAUAAAACCAGUGCAGACUGCCCAAGAAGAAGAUGCCUGUAGCUGUGGGUUUCCUGAAGAAGAACAAGGAGAUCGUGAAAUCAUUAAGUUCCAAUCUGAGCUGCAUUUGGAGCUGUUUUUAAAAGACUCGAAGUAGUAAGGUUUUGGGGCCAUUAUCAGACACUACCAGAAAACUUGUCUGCUGAUGCUACUUGGAAAGGGGCUUAAGAAAGGGACUGUGCUGGUUAAAAAGAGAGACAUAAGCCCUUUUAUUGGAUAUAGUAUGUCUCGGAAUGGGCUCUGAGUUAGAACUGUCUGGUGAGGGCAGUCCCCUUCAACAGUACAGAUUAUAACCCAUCCAUAGCUGCCCAUGAUGUUUGACUCUUGUCCCACAUUCACCAAUGAGCUAGAAGCCUGCACUGCUUUCCCCUGACAUUUCAAGGGCACCUUCCUUCAAGCUCCUCAUUGAUUGUACAGGGCAUUCUCAAAGUCUUAGUGCUUAAAAACUCCACUAAGACUUUGGAGACUGCCUCUUCCUGAUUCAAGCUCAGUCACUAUAUAUCCAGACAGUUUUUCUGUGCUACAAUAUGUCAGCAAUUUUUUUUAAAAGGUGAGAAAUCUCAAAGUAAAUCUGUAUUAUUCCUAUCAGCACAGGACACUGUCUCUAGCUUAUGCUAUUACCAGAUCUUUUAGUGGAUGAGGGAAACAGAGGCAGGAGUCUCAUAAAUAUUGUUCAGAAACAACAAAGGGCCCCAGGGAUAGUCUGCAAAGUUAUCCAUCUCUACUCAGCCUGUGGUCCUUUUCUUCUCUCCUGUUCCCUCCCCAUCAGAGCAAUUUUCUCAUAUUCCACCCUUCCCACUCUCUAUACUUCCCACUCUUCCUUGCCUUGAGCCGAAUUUCUUCCACCCAUCCCAUUUACUCUACCUCUUCCCUACUUCUCACUCCUCUAUAAAACACUGUAUCUAUAAAACCUUGCAUCUCAUGCAUUGUUCUUCAUCACCCCCUCAUCAGCGAGCCUCCAAACACAUCAUCUCCUAGCCUGUUUAUUCCCCAUCCCUUUUUUGAUAGCUGCUCGCUGAUUCUCCCAUAGUUCAACCAUGAGUGAGUGGGAUGUCACUGGACCUAUGAUUUUAUCAGUAUAGGGAAUUUCCUAUUACUUUGCCCAUGAUUAGGAGACACUGCCAUUCAGUGGGCAAUGGUACUAUGGUUAUAGAUUAAAUAUGGCACCAAAAAGACACAUUUUUCCUAAGUGUGGUUAGCCCAAUUACAUUUUAGCUUAGUUUGGGCAAUACUUGAGAGAGUUAUGGGCUACAUGUGGCCCAUAGGUUGUGUGUUUGACCUCUCUGAUCUAGCCCAACCUCCUAAUUUUCCAGAGGAGGAAACUGAAGUAUAAAGAAGCAAUGGGUAGCUAGGUGGCACAGUGGAUAGAGCACCA
This is a messenger RNA of Phascolarctos cinereus (koala), 2561 nucleotides long. RefSeq names its product TNF receptor superfamily member 9 (gene TNFRSF9). Gene Ontology annotation, cellular component: external side of plasma membrane. Gene Ontology annotation, molecular function: protein binding; signaling receptor activity. Lineage: Eukaryota; Metazoa; Chordata; Mammalia; Diprotodontia; Phascolarctidae. Gene Ontology annotation, biological process: negative regulation of cell population proliferation; apoptotic process. The record is from RefSeq and is a predicted model, not a curated record.